Molecule: messenger RNA, 1947 nt
Organism: Alternaria alternata
Lineage: Eukaryota; Fungi; Ascomycota; Dothideomycetes; Pleosporales; Pleosporaceae
Product: SNF-domain-containing protein
Exons: 3
Coding region: 1-1947 (648 amino acids)
Biological process (GO): sodium ion transmembrane transport
Cellular component (GO): membrane
Source: RefSeq, a predicted model, not a curated record
AUGAACGCCGUCCGCAAAGCUGUUCGGGCAAUGUUCCCCCCACCUCGCGUCGCUCCUGAUGGUCGCGCAGAGUGGCCUUCUCGAACACCAUACGUACUGGCGUCCAUGGGCGGAGCCAUGGGAUUCGGAAACCUGCUGCGUUUCCCCUCGCAGGUCUUCAACAACAAUGGCAUACAAUGGUUCAUUCCAUACUUGAUGGCCGUCUGCCUCCUUGCAAUUCCAGUGCUUAUCUUGGAAGUGGCCAUCGGACAGGCCUACCGUAGUGGCUGUGUCAUAGCUUACAACGGCCUUGAUCGGCGCUUCACUGGUGUUGGUCUCGGCAUGGUCUGUGUUGGCUACGCUGUGGCUAUCUAUUACAUCCCCAUCCUUUCCUGGGUGAUGAAUCCACAGGAUUACUUCGCGCACGUGGUGAACCAGGUUCCUGCCAUCCCCGCGGUCUACAGCGAUGACGGUAGUAAGGUCCUCCAAUAUGCUUCUUAUCCCGGUGUUAACCUCGAUGGGGAGCUCGUUGGCUGGGUUCUGUUUUCUUGGUUCAUUGUUUGGAUCUGCUUGUACAAAGGCAUCGCCAUCACAGCUCGCGUUGUCUACAUUACCAUCGUCUUACCCAUCCUCAUGACCGUCAUCCUAGUCGGUCGUGGUGCUUCGCUACCCAACGCUGGCCGAGGAAUCAAACUAUACUUUGGCGAGUUCAAUGGUGAUCAGCUCGCUGCUGGCAAGAUUUGGCAAGCUGCGACUAGUCAAGUCUUCUACUCUACAGGCGUCGGUUUUGGCUACUAUACUGCCUACGCCUCCUACAAUUCCAAGUUCUCCGAUGCGGUCCAGGAUGCCAUGAUGAUUUGCAGUGCAAAUGCCUUGUUCGAGUCCUUCGCUGCCUUUGCAGUUUUCGGUGUUGUUGGAUACCUUGGUUUACAGCCUGGUGUUGGCGACCCAGUCGGAACCUACACCCUUGGUUUCUACACCCUUCCCAGCGCCAUCCAGGAAAUGCCCGGCGCCCCAUUUUGGGCAGUCUUGUUCUUCUUGACUCUCUUCCUGCUCGGUAUCAGUUCAUCUUACGCGCUCCUCGAUGCCAUGAUCACAACGAUCUGCGACACUCACUGGGGAAGAAAAUACAAGCACUCGACCAUCGCCACUAUCAUCACUGUCAUCUCGGCAUUGACCUCGUUGUUCUACUCUACCGGGUUUGGUUACGAAGCCACCAAUGCUGUCGACGCACAGAUCAGUAACAUCUCUCUGAUCUUCGUUGUAUGGGCUGAAUGCGUCUGUGCUACUUCCUUCUAUCGCUUUGUCGAUGUAAUUGGUCAAGUAGGCGCACCGUCAUUUUGGCUUUACCAGUGCUCGUACAUUGGCGCUCAGAUCAUUGGUAAUGCCAUUGCACAUAGCGUCUCUGACAAAAUUGGUGCUGGUGUUGGUUUCGGAGUUUACAUUGCAGGCACAGUCAUUGCUGUCGCUCUCGCAAAAGACCCUACUGUUCCAGCGCCACGCUUCUGGGGCCGUAACAAGCUUUUGAACCGUAUCUGGUGGUUCGCCCUUUACUCUGGCAACCAACUUGCGCGCGACCUCAACUACGUUGUAUGCGUCGGCAAGCAAUGGCGACUACCUGUCUUCUGGGCUCCUAUCCUGCGAUACUUUGCCGCCCCCGUCUUGUCUAUCGUCUUUUGCUUCGCAUAUCCCACUUUCUACGCUACACGUGGCGACCCACUACAAAUCUUCGCUUUCAUGGUUGCCCAUCUCAUCGUUUUGGUUGUUCUCGUUGGCUUCAUCAUACCGAAGAGCUUGAAUGUCUUCGUACCUCCAGAGCGACGCGAUGAGGGAAAUAGGCAGUACGCUCCGAUGACCGUUCUUGGGAAAGACGAUACAAACGUUGUCGGUGGUGUUGCGCCGGGGCAGGAAUACGAAGCUGGUUUGCCGCCGGCUUACGAAACUGACAAGGCAGCAGACAAGAAGUGA